AUGGAUAAUACUCGUAUUCAUAUUCACAUCACUUCGGCUAUAUUCGGGGCUGCCGUCAAGGGAAUUAUCGUGCGAGGAGGAGCAUUGGCGUUGAAUCCAACGCAGGACCUUCUCCGAACUUCGCAUGCCAUCGCAUUGGGCUUGGCAAUCCGGGCGUUGGGUUUGGAUGGCCGUCGAGGGGACACUUUCGUUCAAGAAACUGUUUUCCCCGAUGCCUCGAUUCGGGCCGAUCUCAUUGGGAUUCAAAGUGAUGGGAUUGACAAUGCUAUUGCUGUGAGGGCGGGAGAAGUUCACGCGUUUGCUCGUCAAACUCCGCGAGCUGCGCCGACCUUCCGUGGUGGAGGGGAAGGUCUGGUAAUGCGUUUGCAGGGAAAGAUUCGGCAGAAACCCACGGUUGAGGUCGUCCUUCGCGGUCGCCGCGCGGUCCUCGCCGGUGGGGGAAGGAGCCACCAAAUCCUUUUUCUUUCCCCCUACUUCUUCCUUUUCGAGGUUUGUGUUGUCGGGCGAGGCCGCCUCGCCGCGGGCGUCCCCCGCGGGACCCCACAAAAUCCCUUUCACCUGCCGAAUAAAGUUUUUUUCGCGGCGACGGAGUGCCGAUUUUCGCUCGCACAAGGUCUCAUAGAGGGCGUGGACGGUGGUAUAAUGGCCCCACAAUUCCCUCCAUAG
Phytomonas sp. Hart1 is the source of this 666-nucleotide messenger RNA. NCBI's taxonomy places the organism in Eukaryota, Euglenozoa, Kinetoplastea, Trypanosomatida, Trypanosomatidae. The record is from the annotation of a GenBank genome assembly.